Molecule: messenger RNA, 5060 nt
Organism: Ceutorhynchus assimilis (cabbage seed weevil)
Lineage: Eukaryota; Metazoa; Arthropoda; Insecta; Coleoptera; Curculionidae
Source: the annotation of a GenBank genome assembly
AAGCGAUUGAAGGCGCGGGAUCGUUAAUGUGGCUCCUUGAAAAUUAGUUCCCGAGUUUUAUGACUAUUGUUUUGUUUCAGAACGAAACGUUUACACUGCUUGUUAUCAAACUGAAAACUGGUAUCGAUAUAAAUUAAAUGUUUUGUCGUCGCUUCUCUUACAUUUUUCCUAAUAAAAUUUUCGACAUCGUUAUUAUUUAAAAAGUAGAUACAGUGGAAUGAGCUGAUAUGUGACAAUAUUGAUCAAAAACCUCUGUUUUUCUUUUAAUUUUUUUUGGAAUUGAUCUUCUAGUAAAGUGAUGGAAUAGUGGAGAAUUAAGUGCGAUUCUGUGUCAUUUCGUUUUUAAGGUUUUCAUUCAUUGCUGGGACUGGGACAAAGUGAAAUUUUAGAAAUCGAUAAAUUCUCCCAGCUAGUCGCUAGGUUGCCAUAUUUUAAGGAAACUGUUGUGUCUCGAGGACUUGCCUUUGGAAGGUACACAAACACAACACAGCUGAUUUUGGAAAAUAGAAGUGCUUUUUAUAUUUCAGAUUUAAACGUAAAGAUCAGAUCGCAAUCAAGGAAGAUUUUUUCGAAGAUACAAGAAAAAUAAAUUUUAAUUUGGGAGUAAAGCAGGGAUGGUGUUCCUUGUGCCAGGAGGGGAAAGCCAAUCACCUGAUGCUCAUGGCAAAUGCGGUAGAUUCGCAGCUGGAACUGCCGAUUCUACCCCUAACGAUCUACUGCGGUCCAGUGAUAGACAAUUGGAAAAUGAAGAGGUUGACUUAUUACCUUUAAGUAAUCAAGUUGGAGGGCACACCAGAAUGAUGGUACUGAACCCUAGCACAAUAUGUAAACCAUUGAAUUUCAGAGAAUUGGAUUUUUACCAAAAUAUCCAAGAUCAAGAAAUAAAAAUGUUCGUUCCUAAAUACAAAGGGGUAAUGCAGGCCACUUUGUGUAAUGGUUCCAAGAUGGAUAGUCGAUAUAGUCCUAUUUUUAGAGAUGAUGGUUUGAAAACUAUCAAAAAUGAGAGGAAGAGAAAACGGGAAGAGGUUUUGAAAAUGAAAAUCCACCAUACCGGCAAGCCUAAAGACGUAAUAAAAAGCAUUUCCCAAUCGGACAAUGCAAACAAACAGUAUUUUUUGAUGUUGGAGAAUAUAACGUCACAUUUUGAUCAUCCAUGUAUAUUGGACUUGAAAAUGGGGACUAGGCAACAUGGCGAUGAUGCUAGCGCUGAAAAACGUAGUAAGCAGAUAGCUAAAUGCGCUGCUAGUACUUCAGCAACUUUAGGUGUAAGAUUGUGUGGUAUGCAAACAUAUCAAUCAGAUACGGACUAUUAUUACAAAAAGGACAAAUAUUGGGGACGAGAAUUAAACGAAGAAGGCCUAAAAAAUGCUCUGUGUAGAUUUUUCGACAAUGGUCCAGGAUUGAGAGUCUUUGUUAUCACAAAAGUUUUGUCUAAACUAGGACAAUUGCGAAGAAUUAUUGAGAAACAGAGCUGUUAUCGAUUUUAUUCUUGCUCUCUGCUAAUAGUUUACGAAGGAUCAGCCCCUUCCUUUUCAGGAGCGAAACCGGACAUCUUGCAACCUGUAUUCACUAACACUUUCAGAGAAGAAAAAAGCGUUGCCACCACCUCGUAUUUUUACGACGCAGACACCAGCAACUCUUCUCUUGACUUCAAUACAAGUUUUAAUAGUGCCGAUUUCAGCAAUUCUUUAACUGACUUUAAAGACGAUAAUAGUUCUUCAAGGGAAUUUAUGCACAACAUAGCUACAGCCGAUUCAAGUGAAGAAGUUAGCCAAGAUUCGCAUCAUAACGGUUUUGGAGAGGCAGCAGCUAGAGGUGCCAGGAGUGCACCUCAAACUCGUAAAUUUGUGCCGAUUAAUGAAGAAACUGUGUUUUUAGAUUCCUCCCCAGUGAGCAGUGUUUCUAACGCUAGUCCUUGUUCAGUUAACAGCUGGAUGGCAUUUUCCAAUAGUUCCAGCGGCGACUGUUCUGUUAGCAAUCCGCACUCUAGUUCCAACGAUGACAGUUCAAACGACAAUUUCUCAGCACAAAAAGUUAAAAGAAGUUGCUCCUUGCCACUAUCUGAUUUGGAUCUUGAAGAUAGUACGGAGGACGAAGAAUUGAUACCCCAAUUAGCCAGUAGGAAUUCAAGCACUAAAAGGUUAUGUGUUGGAAAAGUACCAGAGCCAGCUAAGAAUACACAUUAUCCUCAAAAUCCAAAAGUGGACAUCCGAAUCAUUGAUUUUGCUCACACGUCUUUUGCAAAUAACUACUGCUUCAGCAAUGUGAAAGACAACAAGGUGCACGAAGGUCCUGAUGGUGGAUUUUUGACUGGUUUGGAUAGUUUAACUAGACUGUUAUCGGAAAUAGCUGCCGAACAAAAAUAGAUUACUUUUGGUCUAAAGCUAAAUGCGUCAUUUAUAGAUGUCGCUGGAGAAUUUGUUUCUUAAAAAUGAAGAAAACAAAGGCAGAAAUGAUACAAUAAUAAUCUCGAAUAAUAAUUCUGUAUAUUUCAGUUUAUACAAAACGAAUUUAACAAUAAUUAUUGUAUUAGCCAUUACUAAGCCACACUGAACCAAUGUUGCCAAAUGUAGGAGUGUGGCAGGAGACUUAAUUUAUUUUUAUUUUGUUCUGAGGAUAUUUUAUUCGUUUUUUUUUUGUUCCGUUCUGUUUAAUUUAUCCGAUAAAUGUGAUUAUAAUUGCUCAACGGGCAGGUAUAACAAGUUAUUUAUGAAAAAAAAAGUGUGGCAACAUAAUAUUUAUGUCUACAUAGAUGUAAUAAAUUGUUUGCAUGUACAUUGGUUUUAUCAACAGGCAUCAUCAUGGGUUUCAAGAGUGAGAUCAUUCUUCUAUUCUGGGAGGAGCUUCAUACCCCAGAUGAGCCAAUGAAGCCUUCUGGAGCUUCUCCAUAGGCCAACCUGACUAUUCUCUCAAUACUUUCACUACUAAAUUCUUGCACCUUCUCUGUUAAGACUUGCAGUCUGCUGAUUUAAUACACUUGAUUGACUAAGAUAUUUGUUCCCAUACUUCAUCUCUGUAGUGCAGUGAUCGUGGCAGGUAGAAGUUUUCUCCUGACAUUUCUGAUCACAUUCUGAUGGGCCUUGAUGAGGUAACAGGCGAAGUGAUCUCAAUAAACAGUUGUCGUGCUUUCUGUUUUUUGCUUCCACCUCAAUAGACAUUAGACGGACCGUCAGAAGAGAACUUCUUCUUUCUACCCAUUUAUGCCUCAUGUACUUUAAUACUAUGUUUAGACUUUUAUCAACAAUUAUUACGGUUUUUUUCUCAUUCAUGUUGGUAUUAAUAUCAGUCAGUAUAAUACCAAAAUACAAUCCAAAACAUUUUUUGGUCCUUGUGCAUUGUGGAACAUAUAUGAUGCAGAUCAUUCGCUAGAGCCAAAUUAAAGUUUGAUUCAGGAGUUUCUUCUUGUUGCAAUACUUUUAAAAUUUCACAAGCUCCCGCUGAUUUUUGUAUUGCUAAUUUUAUUCAAAACUCCAUGCCCUGUCCACAUGCCAGGACCAGAAUGAAUGUUCCAACACUUGAGCCAUAACAGCCAUAAAUAUUUACGACUAAUGACCUACCAGCUAACCACCAAAACCAUACAGUUCAGACCCAUGCCAAGUGCUCCCAAGGCCUUACUAUUAUAGAUUUCCAAAAAAUAUAUAUUUAUUUCUGUUUUGAGUGGGGACGAGAGACCUUGCAACGGUUUUGUUACAUUACACUGCCAGGAAAUGAAUUAUUAAUUAAUUUAUUUAGUCAUUGACAAACAAUGCACUGGAACAUCAUCCUUACCAUUUACUAAUGAUCAAUUUUAAGUGUAAAACAUAUUUUAUUUAAGUAUAUGUAUUAUCUACUAACACUGUUUUUUUUUAUAAUAUGUAAAAUGUUAUAGGUAGUACUUACUACUACUAAGUGUAUAAAUAUUCUAAACAAAACAUCCAAGUAUAAAGGACAUGAACAGGGUUUGUUUAAAAGCAUUGGUUUAGUGUGGACCAUUCGUGCAAUUUAUUAUUAAUGUCAUGAUAGACAUUGCAUAUUGCAGAAUUCAAAUCCAAAAUCUGAUUUUGGAAAAUUUAAAUCUGUUUUCUAUUGAUUUUAAUUGGAACAGUGGUGAAUGCAUUUGUCAACUUUAAAAUAAUAUGAUAUCUCGGGCCUGAUUAUAAAUCAUAAGGGUUCUUUUGAAUUUGUUCAUUAUUAUUAAUAAUAUUAGUACAUAUAUAAUCUUAUUGCAUGUUGAAUGUAAAAAGCAGAAAAACUGUGACAGUAUUUUUUGUACAGAUGCAUAUUAUUAGUUAUUUUUUGUUAUUUUUCUUAAAUUUUAGAAUAAGUUUUUAUUUGAUCUGUGAUUUUUCCUUUUGUUUGGUUGUGUUAAUGAAAGAAUUUUUUUACUUUGAAGUUGUGUGUUCGCUUACUAUUUCUAGACAUUCCCCAUAUUGGCCUAAAAAAAUUGUUGCAAUAGCAAUUUUAACUUUUUUAGUAUUCAUACAGCAUUUUUGAUAUUAAGUUAUAUAAUUUUAAAACCAUAUGAUUUAAAAAUACACUACAUUUGUAAAAUAUGAUUUUUAUGGCUGAAGAUCAUAUUGCGAGUGCGGAUUGUUUUAAAAUAUUCCCAUUUUCCCCAACAAAAGAGAAACAUCAUUCGAGUUUUCCGCAAAAUAUUAAAAUUUUCAUAUUUAUUUUAUUUGGAAUUCCACAUUCACAAUAUGACUUUUUCACUAAACUAAAACUAUCCUUUGAUGUUAUAUUUUUAAAAUUUUAAAAUUUGUUUGCCAAAAAUACAUUUGGAUAGUGUUUUUAACAUUAGGAAUCUUGUGAUACUUAUUUAGGAAUCUAUUAUUAAAAGUACUAAAAGUUGAAAUCAAUUUUUGGUGUUUGUCUAAAUUUUUGUUUUUUUUUUUAUUUAUUUAAUGGGUGCUUUAGGCUAUUGUAACAAAAAUAUGUAAAUUUAUUUCCAUUUCUCUAUGGGGGACCAUUUACGUGUUAUAUAAUGCCAAAUUUUAUAAAGUAAAGUUUAGAAAUAUGAUCGAAAGAAGUGUUCCAUAACUUGUACCUAUUUAAUUACUUAAAAUAAAUAAUUCAGUACA